AUGGAUUUGCCAAUUAAAAACUCCAAACUCAAGCUCAUUUACUUCAAUGUUCGCGGACGUGGAGAGUUGAUACGUUUUGUGCUCUACGCAGCUGAAAAGGACUUUGAGGACUCGCGCAUCCGCGACACCGACUGGCCGACGCUGAAGCCGAAGAUGCCCUUCCAGCAGUUGCCCGUGCUAGAAGUCACCCCACCGGGCGGUCAAACAGUCCAACUCACCGAGAGCCUGGCCAUCACGCGUCUGCUCGCACGCACCUUCAAUAUGUACGCCAACACGCCGGAGGAGAUCUACUUAAUCGAGCGAAUGAUUUCGUUGGCAGCCACCCUUCAAGAAGAGAUCUACGGUCUGCAUUUGAAGAGGGCAGGCGACGUCAAGAAGCUAAUUGAGAGUGACCAUCUGAUGGAGUACAUGGAUGCAAUUCAAAUGGCUCUUAAGGAGAAGAAAGGCAAUUUCGUAACAGGAGCCAAUGUCACCUUGGCUGACCUCCAGGUGGUAUUACUGGUCGACACAAUGGACAAAUUCCUUGGACACAUCGACCACGAGUGCAAACAAGGCCUGGCCGCAAUCAGAGCGGACGUGCUUAAGGCGAAGCCUAAACUCGCUAACUACCUUCGAACGCGUCCCAACACAGAAUUAUAA
This is a messenger RNA of Mesocestoides corti, 639 nucleotides long. The record is from the annotation of a GenBank genome assembly. Lineage: Eukaryota; Metazoa; Platyhelminthes; Cestoda; Cyclophyllidea; Mesocestoididae.